GGCUCUGCAGUCCUCCGAUGGAGCACACUGAUCAGGUGGUUACCGAGCCCCUGGAAACGGCAGUACGAUGCAGCUGAGGAGGCGAAGCACAACCCACAGGCAAACUGUGGCUACCCUCGAGAGCGAGCCGACCUCUGCAUCUCCAUCUUUCAGAGGAAGGAUGCACUGAGGCUGCAGCAGGGACCAGGGCAACCAUGGAGAAUCGGGUCUUCAAGGCAUCUCCCUGUCUGCUGGCUCUUCUCUUCUUCAUGCCAGCUGUUCAGGGUGUCUGUCCUUCUGUGUGUUCAUGCUCAGGAAACAACAGAAACGUGGACUGUUCCGGCAGAAACCUGACCACACUGCCACAUGGACUUCAGGACAACAUUACCUACUUAAACCUGUCUCAUAACCACUUGGCAGACCUCAACAGCCAAUUGACUCGGUUUGCCAAUUUGAGGACCCUGGAUAUCUCCCAUAACCGCCUUUGGAACCUGCCGGCUAAUCUGCCCAGGUCCCUCUGGGAAAUAUACGCCGCACACAACAACAUCAAGGUUCUUCAAAAGCUGGACACAGCUUACCAGUGGAACCUUAAGGUACUCGACGUCUCUAAAAACAUGGUGGAAAGGGCCGUUCUCAUCAACAAGACGCUGAGCAACCUCAAGUUCCUCAAUCUCAGCAGCAACAGACUCUGGACCGUCCCCACUAACAUUCCUUCCAACACUGAAACGGUGGAUCUAUCCAACAACUUCUUAACGCAAAUCCUACCUGGCACACUGGUGAGGCUCCCACACCUUUCCAAACUUUACUUGCACAACAACAAGUUCACCUACAUUCCCGACAAAGCUUUCGACGAGCUCACUCAGCUGCAAGUAAUAACGCUUUACGAAAACCCGUGGUCGUGCAGGGAUGGCAAACAAGCCCUCUCGUAUUUGCAGAAAUGGAUGGCAGAAACCAGCGCCAAAAUCACAGGCCCGCUAUGCGCUGAUGAAGCCACCACUUCUUGGAAACUUGCCAUGCUGUCCUCGGCUGCCCCCGCAGCUGGGGAGAACCACCUCCUCGUUAAGGCUAUGAAGGCAGCAGGAACUGCUGGGUCUCCAGUGACAACUGAGCAAGCCCAACUCGGACACCGCCAAUUCAGAACAAAGGAGGGUGUGCUCAGCGCUACCCCUGGGCACACCGUCGCAUUUAGCAGCUCUGACAGGCCACUGGUCCUCUAUCCGGAAGAUCUGAGCACAGAGAAGCUCAACGCCUACGAAGCAGCCGCCGCCACGCAGACUAUCCACCUUCAAGGUACAAGCUCUGUGAAUUCAAGCACAAUGGGUCUGGUGGGAACAUCCGUGACUCCUAUGACCUUGAGCAUCACCAGUGGGAUGCCUACAAACUAUUCAAAAAGGCCUCAAAGCACAACGGUCAUGGUAAAGGAAGCAGAAUCGACCACAAACGUGAACCCCCAUCGCAAUUCCAGAGCGAGUCACUGCAAGGGAGUCCCGUUCUUCAUCGUCACACUGUCUGCGGUGGCCCUAGCCAUCGGCUAAGGGCUUGUGCUGGUGCAUAUUGGCUUCAUUAUUCCUCUUCAGUAAGUGACCAGAACAAGAAAUGCUUGCGCCCAAAAGGGAUUCAAGUGCAAGAAGAAAGCCUGUUUCAGUUCUGGAAUGGGUCUUACAGAAAGCAACGUCUCCUAAACGAAAAGACUGCACAAAAUUAUGUCUUGAUAACCAAGCUGCUACUUACCUUAACUAUGUCUGA
This is a messenger RNA of Gekko japonicus, 1725 nucleotides long. RefSeq names its product oligodendrocyte myelin glycoprotein (gene OMG). Bases 195 to 1514 code for a protein of 439 amino acids. The record is from RefSeq and is a predicted model, not a curated record. Gene Ontology annotation, molecular function: protein binding. NCBI's taxonomy places the organism in Eukaryota, Metazoa, Chordata, Lepidosauria, Squamata, Gekkonidae. Gene Ontology annotation, biological process: neuron projection regeneration. The transcript has 2 exons.